AUGCUGCACCACGCUGCUUUCCUAUUGCACUGCCUCCCGCUGGUCAUGGGACAGUAUGACAUCUGCAAAUCCUGGGUGACCACAGAUGAUGGGCCCAUGUGGGAGUUCUACGCCUGCCAACCUAAGGCGAUGCAGAUGAAGGACUACAUGACAGUGAAAGUGGAUCCCUCAGAGAUCACCUGUGGGAACCCCCCAGAGAGAUUUUGCACUCAUGAGAACCCGUACCUGUGCAGCGAUGAGUGUGACGCCUCCAACCCUGACCUGGCUCACCCACCAAAGCUGAUGUUCGACCGAGAAGAUGAAGGCCUGGCAACCUACUGGCAGAGCGUGACAUGGAGUCGUUACCCAGAGCCCUUGUUGGCCAACAUCACCCUAUCUUGGAACAAGAGCAUCGAGCUGACAGACGACAUUGUAGUGACGUUUGAGUAUGGCCGUCCCACUGUCAUGAUGCUGGAGAAGUCCUUAGACAAUGGCAGGACUUGGCACCCCUAUCAGUACUAUGCGGAUGACUGCAUGGAAGCCUUUGGCAUGCAAGCACGGCGGGUCAGGGAGCUCUCCGCCACCAGCGCCAACAGGAUCAUCUGCACAGAGGAAUAUUCCCGCUGGGCGGGCUCUAAGAAGGAGAAGAAUGUUCGCUUUGAGGUGAGGGACCGUUUUGCCAUUUUUGCUGGCCCGGAUCUCAGAAACAUGGACAACCUGUACACACGGCUGGAAAGUGCCAAGGGUCUGAAGGAGUUCUUCACUGUAACAGACUUGCGGCUGAGGCUCUUGAGGCCGGCGCUUGGGGGCACCUAUGUGCAGAGGGAGAACUUGUACAAAUACUUCUAUGCUGUUUCCAACAUCGAAAUCACUGGCAGGUGUAAAUGCAACCUCCAUGCCAGCCUGUGCACCUUCAAGGAGGGCAGCCUGCAGUGUGAGUGUGACCACAACACCACCGGGCAGGAUUGCGGCAGGUGCAAGAAGAACUUCCGCAGCAAGUCGUGGCGGGCUGGCUCCUACCUGCCCCUCCCCAAUGGCUCUCCUAACGCGUGUGCUGCUCCGAACUUUGGCAACUGUGAGUGUUACGGCCACUCCACCCGCUGCAGCUUCAUCGACUUCCUGAACCUGGUGACCUGCAUCAGCUGCAAGCACAACACGCGGGGCCAGCACUGCCAGCACUGCCGGCUGGGCUACUACCGGAACAGCUCCGCAGAACUCGACGACGAGAACGUCUGCAUCGACUGCAACUGCAACCGAAUCGGCUCGGUGGCCAACCGUUGCAACGACACGGGCUACUGCGACUGCAAGGAAGGCGUCACGGGGCCCAAGUGUGACGACUGCCUGCCCAGCUACUACUGGAGACAGGGCUGCUUCCCGAACGUCUGCGACGACGAGCUCCUGCUGUGCCAGAACGGAGGCACCUGCUACGAGAACCAGCGCUGCCUCUGCCCACCAGGCUUCAAGGGGGUCCUCUGCGAGCAGCACAAGUGCGAAGGGGAGCACCAGGACUGCGACGGGGCCUCCAGCGCCCUCCCCAGCCCCACCGCCUUCCUCCUCAGCGCUCUGGCCCUGCAGCUGCCACACUGGGGGGGCCUCUGA
Gekko japonicus is the source of this 1578-nucleotide messenger RNA. RefSeq names its product netrin G2 (gene NTNG2). The transcript is spliced from 7 exons. NCBI's taxonomy places the organism in Eukaryota, Metazoa, Chordata, Lepidosauria, Squamata, Gekkonidae. Bases 1 to 1578 code for a protein of 525 amino acids. The record is from RefSeq and is a predicted model, not a curated record.